Messenger RNA from Monascus purpureus, 1015 nucleotides. NCBI's taxonomy places the organism in Eukaryota, Fungi, Ascomycota, Eurotiomycetes, Eurotiales, Aspergillaceae. The record is from the annotation of a GenBank genome assembly.
AGAUAAUACCAUCUUUCCUUCACCAUGUUUUCUGCUAGGAGCGCCUUGAAGACCGUAUCCGGUAACCGCAUCCGGCUUUUCUCAACAACCCGCGCCCUCCGAUCAGAACUAUCCUACCAAGUAUGGGGACCUGAGGGUGACCAGGUUUCGCGAAACCCAAUUAUCUUUCUACAUGGGCUAUUUGGAUCCAAGUCCAACAACAGGAGCAUCAGCAGAGUUUUAGCACGUGAUUUGAAAUGCCAGAUCUACACGUUGGACCUCCGAAACCAUGGUCAUUCAUUCCAUGCUCCCGAACAUAACUAUACCGUGAUGGCCAAUGAUGUGCAGAAAUUCAUCCAUGACAAGAAGCUAGGAAAGUGUGUCUUAAUGGGACAUUCAAUGGGUGCCAAAACAGCUAUGGUGGUAGCUCUCCAGUCGCCGGAUUUGGUUUCUGCGCUUAUUCCUAUUGACAAUGCUCCUGUCAACGCUCCGUUGAGGAGUGAUUUCCAGAAAUAUGUUCGGGGCAUGGAAGAUGUCGACAGGCAGAAGGUGACCAAGUCUUCCGAUGCAGAUAAGAUUCUCAGCAACUACGAAGAAUCACUGCCGAUACGACAGUUCCUUCUAACGAACAUGAUCCGCUCCCCAGAAUCUCAUACACUGACAUGGCGAAUCCCUCUGUCCAUUUUGAGCCGUUCCCUCGAUGCCAUGGCUGAUUUCCCCUGGCAUGACCCAGGUGAAGUGACAUACCUAGGCCCUACCCUGUUUAUUCGCGGCACAAAUAGUAAAUAUGUCAGUGAUGACACGAUUCCUGCAAUCAAGAAGUUCUUUCCCAACUCGAAGAUUGCCGAUAUCAAGUCGGGCCAUUGGGUGACUUCGGAGAAUCCAGAGGCUUUCCGGCAAGCGGUUGUUGGCUUCUUGAAAGAGGUUUCCUGAUCCUAUACUAUACGCCAGCCUUAUAGAAAGUCGUACAAUACUACAAUAGAAAUAGAAACUAGAAUAGGAACCACUGGUUUACAAAUAAAAUAUGAAGAUCUAG